Varroa destructor (honeybee mite) is the source of this 3671-nucleotide messenger RNA. RefSeq names its product origin recognition complex subunit 2 (gene Orc2). Gene Ontology annotation, biological process: DNA replication. The record is from RefSeq and is a predicted model, not a curated record. Gene Ontology annotation, molecular function: DNA replication origin binding. Lineage: Eukaryota; Metazoa; Arthropoda; Arachnida; Mesostigmata; Varroidae. Gene Ontology annotation, cellular component: nuclear origin of replication recognition complex; nucleus.
AUUUUGGCGCCAUUUUCUACCAGCUGAGCUCGUGUUUGAAUUUCCUCAGGUAUUUCACUGCGUGACUUAAGAAUAACUGCGGUGAAAAUUCAGUUUCAAUAUGGAAGAAAGCAGAAAUCGACCUCGCCGAACUUGUGUCGUAAAACAGCAAGAACAGAGCAGAAAAGAGCAUGCUAGGUUUCAGCACGCCGCUAUGGAUAAGGACACCUAUAGUCCGACUAUUGAUAAAAUGGAAACGGCUUGCAAUGAUGAUACCGACGUAAAUAUUGAACCUACGGAAGAGAAUGAGAAUAAUCCACAAACUCCGUCCAAGCGAGAAAACGGUUUUGCGUUGCCAUCCGUUGGUAGGGAAAUGUACAGCUUUGGAUGCGUCCAGUCACCCUCAGUAAAAGUUGCCAGUGCGAUCAGAACACCCUCGAUCAGAUUGCGGAGGCCGACAUCAUCGCAGGAAGCCCCAUCAUCACGUACUCCGUCGAGUCGUGGCGACGAAUAUAGCAACUCCGGAACGCCGUCUAGCCGUACAGGCGGCCGAAAGCCUCGAACACGACUCGAUCCUAUAACUCCUCGUGCCGCUAGACGCAACAUCGCUGCACGUUUAGGCAAAUCAAAAGAAGAAACACUUAACAAUUACAUUGACUCGGAAGAUAGUGAAGACGAUGAUGAAAAUUAUGACGACGAGGUGCUGCUUGAGGACGACGACGAUACAGUUCACGAUUAUUUCAAUCAAAGCGUCCGCCAGCGAGCAGUUGGAAAAACGACCAGCGAUCACACGCUGGCGAAGCUAGGUGCCUCGAUGUUGAAUGAGGAACAGAUUGCUGCUAUACUUAAAAGUCAGAGAGACACUCACGCCGGACAUCGUGAGAAAAUUCUCAAAACAUUAUCACGAAAUUUCUCUUUUUGGUUACAACUCGCUCGGGAAGGGUCGAACUUGCUCUUAUAUGGACUUGGUUCAAAGGUGAAGGUCUUGAGUAACUUUGUAGACUAUCUUGAGAAAGAAAAUUACACCACCAUGGUCGUCCACGGAUUCCUGCCAACUUGUGGCCUGCAGGAAAUAGUCACUAAUAUACUUGAAUAUGUUAUUGAAGAGCGACCCAAGGGAAUUGUAGGGCUACAAGCUCAGGUUGACUUUAUCUGCGCUUACUUUGCUCGCUCUGAUGCGCUUCAUCUUUUUCUCCUCGUAAACUCGAUUGACUCCCCUGCACUCACAAACCCUCGGCUGCUUCAGGUGUUUGAGACCUUGGCUUGUGCCCCUAGAAUUCAUUUCGUCGGCAGCGUGAACCAUAUCAAUGCGCCACUUCUGUAUGACCUAAAUCGGGCAAGCGCUAUGAGAUGGGUCUGGAUAGAUGCGACGACCUACGAACCAUACGUAUUGGAGCUUUUUUCGGAAUCUCUGAAAUCCUCGACAGCCAACACUUUGUCCUCACUUGAGCACGUAUUCGCAUCACUUACAGCUAACGCUAAAAAGGUAUUUAUGAUUAUAGCUAACUAUACUUUGGAACGUUGUUCAUCAGCCAAUUCGUCCGCCAGCAGCUUUCGUGGUAUGGCCUUUCAAGACUGCUAUCGAAUGUGUCGUGAGGCGUUCGUCGUCAACUCCGACCUUACGCUCCGUACGCAGCUGACUGAAUUCGUUGACCAUGACAUGGUUCGAAUAAAGAAAGGUCAUGAUGGUGUUGAAUAUCUUAUUAUACCAUUAGCAAAAGAAACGUUAGAAAUUUUUGUACAGCAGCAGGAGGAAUCUUGCUGAGAAUUGUAAUAAGUGUUGAUCAUUAGUCAGAUUGUAUAAAAGGCGAAGCCGUUCGCUUCGUAUGGGGGCGAUUGUAAAAACAAAAUACAAGGUUUAAUGUUGACCUCGUUUGGGUAUGUGUUUGUCUACCUGCAGUAUUUAUGGAAAUAAAAUAUUUAGCUAAUAAAGAUUUCACUAUGACAUAGUAUAUUUUCUUCAGAAGAUUUCCAGUGCCCUUUAUGACUUAGACACCGCAAUUUCCCCUUUCAGCAGGUAAGCUCUAAGUCUGCUAUAGAUGACUGAGAAUAAGUAGUACUAUUCAAGAGGUUAAAUAUGCGGAGCUGGAAGGUUAAACGCUGGUCAAUGGAUAAAAACUUUCGUACAGUUUUAUCUGGCAAUUUUACAAUCUGCUUCUACAGUUAAAUUGAUUCAUAGAAGUAACAAAGUUUUGUUUAAUAGAGUGAUACACGCACGGAUUCGUUUUGGACGAAUCACAAUAGAUUCAAGUCAGUAAUACGCGCUUGAUUUUUGGCAUUGGUCUACACAUAGAUGAUGCGAAAGUGCGCCUAGAAUUAUCACUGCAAAGCAUCCAACUAGAUAAAAAUUGUUGUUAAGACCUCAAAUAAUGGUUCAAAGCAAAAUUUUACCUGCCUUUAUGCUAUUGCAUUUGAGUUUUUCCAAGGGGCCGAAGGAAACGAAACGUGGAGUAAAUUUUGCUGUCGUUCUGGAAAACAUACUAAUAUAAGGCUCCCUAGUAUAGACAAAGUGUUGCUUAUGAAGGAAAGACCACAAGCAUAGGCUUUGUAUUUUCAAACGCAGCAUAAUUUGGUUGCAAUAAUAUAUAAACACACAUAGGUUAGUAAAGGCCUUUCUUAAAAUCUAUGGAAGGAAGAAUUGCAAGGCUAUAUAAUGAGCAUUAGUCGAUUCAUUUAGCGAUGAUUGUGGUAAUUUCUUUGAGAAUGGCAUAAUUAAUUAUUAUUUUAACGUUUGUGCAAUUUUUGUCUGAUAAAAAAUAAAUUCCGUUAUUAUACUGACAGAUAAACAAAGGUAGAUAAGAUUUAAGUAAGUAAGGUGCAAUCCGAUCGCACUGACUGAGAUAUUGACUACAAAACAAAAUUAAACGAAUUAAUUCGUCAUUUUGGUAACUUUUUUACACCAGACCUUUGCGUCAAUAUUAAAUCAUUAUCAGGUAUUAUUAGUUGGAACAUUUAUAUCAGUCCCCUCUGAAUUUACGCUUGAUUAGUGCCAGUAUCAAUACACUUUCCAUCAGACGUAGAAUAAUGUUUUUCCUAAUCCCAGUACCUAAGAUGAGCUUUUAGCUGGAUUAUAUUAUUAUAAGCUGCGGGAUAUUAUAGUCCUAGUAGAAACGAUUAGUUCCAUAUAUUUCUAAGGUCUUUUUUUUUCAAUAAAAGUGCACUUCUUAAUCAACGGAGUCAUAAAUCGUGCACUUCUUCAAAGUACUUGGAGAUUGGCCGAACAAAAAGACAUCAGCAAUUUUAUCAGCAGUACUCUGUUCUCUUUCUUGUGGCCUGUUUCUUUUUUUUUUUUCAUUUUUUCCGUUACUUCCUUUCUUUAGCAGGUUCGAAGGUGUGCCUUUAAUCUUGCAACGUGCUUUGGCUCGCAGUUUUCGUUCCCUCGAUGUUACCACACCCUUUCUUUUUGUUUGAUAAUAAUAAUCUACAAAUACUUUCUCGUACCAUUAUAUCUAUCUUUUUAUCAUCAUAUAUAUGUAUAACACAUAUUAUUAUCAUUAUCAUAUCUUAAGUACGUUAGCAUAAUAAUCGUGUGCUUAUGUUAUACGUUUUUAUCUACUAUAUAUAGAUUUCAUAUAAUAACAACAUUUUUGGCUUGAUAGCAAGUACCCCGUCAUUGAUCGACUGCUAUAUUUCUUGCUUGACUGCUUCGUUAUGUAAACAAAUAUCUUUACGGAAUUCUUUUGGGUUUCACA